Molecule: messenger RNA, 1005 nt
Organism: Schistocerca gregaria
Lineage: Eukaryota; Metazoa; Arthropoda; Insecta; Orthoptera; Acrididae
Product: testis-specific serine/threonine-protein kinase 6-like
Exons: 6
Coding region: 1-1005 (334 amino acids)
Biological process (GO): intracellular signal transduction; microtubule cytoskeleton organization; protein phosphorylation
Cellular component (GO): cytoplasm
Molecular function (GO): protein serine/threonine kinase activity; tau-protein kinase activity; ATP binding
Source: RefSeq, a predicted model, not a curated record
AUGAGUGAGCAGUUGAAAGGCGAUGAUGAGGACGAGGUGCUGGCCGAGCUGGGCUACCGCGUCAGGCGGCUGCUGGGCAGGGGGACGUACGCCAAGGUGCUGCUGGCGGAGCUGGCGAGGCUGUCGGAGGAGCCGGAGCGCCUGCGCGCGGCGCUGGCGUGCAAGGUCAUCGACACGACGCACGCUCCCCGCGACUACGUGCGCAACUUCCUGCCGCGCGAACUCGAGAUCCUGGGCCACGUGCACCACCCACACAUCGUGCACAUACACAGCAUCUGGCAGCGUCGUGCCAAAUACUACAUCUUUAUGAGGUUUGUGGAGCGUGGCGACUUGUUGGACUACGUGCUGAAGAAUGGUGCCGUGUCUGAGGAGCAGGCUCGCAUCUGGAUCCGGCAGGUGUCGCUCGCCCUGCAGUACCUGCACGAGAUGGACGUGGCGCACCGUGACCUCAAGUGCGAGAACAUCCUCAUCAGCUCCAACUACAAUGCCAAGCUGGCGGACUUUGGAUUCGCGCGCAGAGUCGUGAACGCAAACGGCAUUCUGAUGCCGAGCACCACGUACUGCGGCUCGCUGGCGUACGCGCCACCGGAGAUCAUCGAGGGCAAGCCGUACAACCCCAAGGCGGCGGACGUGUGGUCGCUGGGCGUGGUGCUGUUCGUAAUCCUCAACAAGGCGCUGCCCUUCGACACGACCAGCGCCAAAAAGCAGCACCUGCAGCAGGUGACGCGCGACUGGCGCUUCCGCUCCAAGGUGGUGCCGCUGCUCAGCGACCACGUCAAGCUGCUCGCCGCACAGAUGCUCGAGCCCGUCACCACGAGCCGGCCCACCAUCGACCAGGUGCUGGAGUCGCCGUUCUUCGCCAUGGAGCCGCGCAUGCGCUCCCUGACGGCGGACGAGGCGAGCGCGCUGCAGACGCCGCCGCCCACGUACGACGUCUCCGUGCACUCAGAGGUCGACCCCGAGCGCUCGAGCCACUUCCGGGCCAGCAGCGGGUCCGACUCGUAG